UUAGAAACUGUGGAUGGUUAUUUCUUAGAAUAUGGUUACUGUCGUUUUCAACUGAAUUCAAAUUGUUCUUGGUUUUGAAUACUUCAAUCAUUAACAGUUGCAGAUUGCGUUCAUGACUGGCUAAAUCGUUUCCUGUACUUUUCGCAAUUCUACAUCACUAUCUUUGCAUACAAAUCGCAUUGCUCUGUCUGCCAAUCAAAUUUUCUUUUGGACUGGUACCCCUGUCCUGAGACAUCCAUACAAGUGGGAAAUACUUGAAAUAUGAUAUUAAAAAGAAUUCAUCAAAAUCAUUAGAUUAACAGGGUCAAUAAGGUUUGAUAUGCGUGGAAGGGCCUGUCUAUAUGAGCAGAUUUAUCUCACUUCUCUGCACAUAAUCUGGCACACCUUCCAGCUUUAUAUGGAGAAAAUCGUCCCAACUUCAAGAUUGUGUGCUGACAAGUGGGACAAAAUUUGAUCGCGAUUAUAUGAACAUUUCAUCUAAUCUUCCAGCUCCAUCCCACCUUCCAGCGUUUAUAUGGAAAAAUUCAUCCCACCUCAGUGAGAUCUCACCUUUCAAGCAGUAGGAUCUCACUUAACCGGGCAGGGUUGUUUUCCAUAUAAACGCAAAACGAAAAACACAAAGGAUUCUAUAGAAGAGUGGGAUCUCACCUACGUACUGGAAAAUGUCGAAGUUUGAGUCCAAAGUUCCCUUCAUGGGGUUGGAAAUAUCAUGUAACAAUUCAAUUCAGUAGGGGAAUCUACCUACUUUAAAACUGUCUUUUGUAUCAAUCGGUUGUUUGCUGAAGCCUCGAAUAUCUAAUCAUAUAAAGAUUGUUCCUGUGCCAGAAUGUCAGUAGAAAGAACUGUACUGCGAAUAAGAAGAGAUUUUAGAGCUGUGAAGGAGAAAUCUCCCUGACCAAUAUUACACUGAUGCCAGUUACGUCAUACGAUGAUGGAUAGUUUGAUAUUGACUUUGCUGCUGAUGACAUUGCUGUACUUCUCCAAUCUUGGCACAAUGGGUUAUCAGUGUCCCAAACGUUGUGAAUGUUCUCCAAUUACUGUCCAGUGUGUUGGGGCUGACCUUAAAACACUACCAUCAGAGAUACCACCAUCCAUUCGCUAUCUUGAUCUUUCUGAAAACCCUUUAAUAAAGUUCCAAAAUAAUUCCCUUGCUAGAUUUACACAGCUAGAAAAGCUCAUCUUACGAGAAUGUUGUUUAGAGGUUCCGUUUUUUCUUCCAAAGAGCCUGCACAUUGUUGACCUGUCAUGGAACCAACUGUCUGCUGCAGCAGUAGAGGAGCUGUUUAAAGACGGCAGAACACCGAAAGUCGUGACAAUAUCUAUGCAAAACAACAAAAUUGUUCUAGAUGGAAAUUUUUCAAUUUUUCCCAAAACCGUCGUAACACUGAACGUUAAUGGAAAUUUACUGCAGAGAAUAUGUAAUAAUGAUUUGGACAACUUAAAGAAACUCCGGUCACUUGACCUAUCAUCGACCGGAUUACGCAGCAUUGAUAAAGGAGCGCUUGAUCAGCUCAAAGAUCUCCGGAUACUUGACUUGAGUUACAACAGCUUGUCUUCCCUACCAGAUAGACUGUUUCAAUACAACAGCCUCUUGAACGAACUUUGCUUACAGAGAAAUCAGAUUGAAACAAUGCCAGACCUAACCGGCAUUCGCCAUCUUGUCUACCUAAAGAUGCAAGGAAAUCGUCUGAAAGAAGCUGUUAAGUUUAAUGUAAGAUCAAUUGUUUAUCUUAAUUUGUCAAGCAACUUUAUUGAAACUUUCGACGUUUCACGAAUUAGAUUCCUCAAAUUAUAUCUGUCACACAAUCGAGUUCAAAAGAUUGACAAACAUUGUUUUCCAAAGUUAAAUACCGUUUCCCAAAUACAUUUGCAAAGAAAUAACAUAACAACAAUCCCAGUAGAUACUUUCGAACAUUUUGAAUACAUUGGGGAGUUGUUUCUGCAAAGAAAUGGACUCAUGAAACUCCCAAAAGGCGUUUUUAGGGGUUUAUCUAUAAGAAAAUUGUUCUUGUUUGCCAACAAUAUGAGAACCGUGGAUGAAAUCUUUCAGGAUAUGAAAAGACAACCAAAUCUACUUUUAUUGUUUGGGAACGAGUUGGAGUCUAUAAGAAGCUCAGAUUUCAGGAAGAUGCCGAAUAACUCUGAGAUUUAUAUAUCGUGUAUCAAUCUCAAGGAGAUCCCAAGCCAUUUUGAUGGCAAUCCAAAAGUAAUUUGUAGCCCAUCUAGCAGACUGGUAAUAAAAACACAAUUAUUAUUUCUAGAGGGUUUUGCAUGUGUUGCAGACGAAGCUUAUAAAGACUAUAGCAUCUGUAAGCCAUGUCCAGUUGGUUAUUAUGGUCUAAGUGGUUGUUUAGCUUGCCCAGCUGGGGCCUUCUAUCAGGACGAAAUGGCAGCCAUUGCAUGCAAGUCUUGUCCGCCAGGCCAGUUUGUGCCACUAGAUAAAGCACCAGGCAAAAGCCCAUUGCAAUGCCUCACAUGCCCUGCCGGGACAAACACAAACAGUUCUGCAGGUUUUCGUGCGUGUAAAUGCUUACCUGGUUUUGCAAGAAGUCAUCGCUUUAACGGAUGCACAAAAUGUACCCAAGAAGGGUUUUCCUGUCAAAAUGACUACAAGGAAUUAAGUGAAGGCUAUUGGAUGUCGUGGCAAACAAUGCGAUCUGCAUCAAAUACAUCUUGCAAGAGUUUGUACAAGGCUUUUAUGCAGAAUCUGGAUACAGAGAACGAUACCUAUAACCGGGCAACGAUCAACUAUGGCUGUCACAUGCCCACGGCACACAAAUGUCCGCUGAAAGGCUCCUGUUUUGGUGGCAUAGAGGCUCGCUGUAAACGAGGCUACACUGGAAUAUUGUGUGCGGUUUGUCAGGAGGGAUACAUGAAAAACUUUGGCGAAUGCGCGAAAUGUCCCUCUUCAGUCAUUGGAGUGAUACAGUGUGUAGCAUUCUUUUUGGCAUUUGUUUUUAUUUGCUGGGUAAUGUCCAAAGUUGAUAAACUGAAGCUCGCGGGAAACGAUAGCAAAACAUUUGCUGAUUUGAUUCUGUCAACAUUGAAAAUCAUCGUUGGUUUUUAUCAGGUGUCAGUUGGAAUCAUACAUACUCUUCCAAACAUUCGCUGGCCCGGAAAUUUUACAAAAGCUGUAAGAGUUUUUGAAUUUUUUCAGUUUUCAAUCUUGCAUGUACCUGCUUUGCACUGCAUUAAGCGAGAAUGGCGAAUGGAUGCCCUCAAGGAAUUCUGGUUUGCCGUCAGUGCCACCGCAACUGUUCCUUUUAUAAUUUGUAUUUACAUGGCCAUCAAAUUGCUUUUCUCUCAAUGUUGUGACAGGAAUACAGAUAUAUUCAAAACGAAGCUUAGAAAGAACAUUAAGCAGUGCCUAGAGGCCAUAUUUCUGUUCCUUUUUGCGACUUACCCAUUGACAUCGAGCAAGAUAUUCCAAAUCCAGCCAGUUAGCUGCCAUAGACUCUGUACAUCGGAAAAAGACGGGCAGUGCUUGCACAGAAUUUCGUUCUUGCGAUCGGACUAUCGUGUUCCCUGUACAUCAGGCACGAGUGAUGACGUCACUGUAACUAAUGCUGCAUACGCAGCCUUAAUUUUACCCCUUGGCUUUCCUUUGCUGCUGUUCCUUCUUCUCUGGCGUUUAGCGCCAAAGAAGAACAACGCUGGUGUUGCACAUCGGCAGCAAACCGGUUGUAUCAACGAUGUUGGCGUGGAGGGAGCGGCGAAGGAGUCUGUUGUAGCUGAGGCGCUUAGACUAUUCUACGGAAACUACAAGCCGGAGAGCUGGUACUGGGAGGUGACUGAAAUGAUCCGAAAACUGAUCAUUAGCAUUGCAAGUGCUUUGAUGCUGCACAAUAUAAAGAUAGGUCUAUUUGGGCUUAUUAUCUUUAGCAUUUUGUUUGCUGUUGCUCAUGCUCGAAUAUGGCCAAUGAAAGACAAGUUUGACAACUUGAUGCAGUUACUGGCACUAGUGAUUGUAUCAGUGAAUCUGUGCUAUGGUGUAACACAAAACAGUGCGAUAGGUGAUGACGACAUUCUCGAGCAAAGCAAAGACAAGUGGGGACUUGGCAUCAUGCUAGUCUCCCUCAACUCUCUGCUGUUCGUCCUGUUGUUUGGUAGAUUGUUGAAGGAGAUUGUAAGGAAAAUUGUCAAUAAUAAAGAAUAUAGAACUUCGUGUUGCCAGCGUUCUCUUUGUCACUGCAGUUACCAAGACCUUUCUGAAAACCUCAAGAUAUUUGACGAAGAGACUUAGUGCCUUAGAUGAAGGCUUUUUCCUUUGGCGUGUAUCAGGAUACUUUUCAACGAACUUACUGCUCAACAAUUGAUUCUGCAAGGAAAGCGUUUUUAACUGGAAGAUAGAUAUAUAAUUAGAUAUCCUAUUACCUCUCCUAAAUGGUCUCUGGGACAAUGACACCUGUGAAGAUUCAAUUGGUAAGAUUGCAUGAUAAUCAUGUAUGAUAAUUUGGUAUGAUAAUCCGGUAUGAUAAUUUGGUAUGGUGACCCGGUAUGAUAAUCCGGUAUUAUAAUCCGGUAUGAUAAUUUGGUAUGGUGACCCGGUAUGAUAAUCCGGUAUUAUAAUUUGGUAUGUUAAUUUCGUAUGAUAGUCCGGUAUGAUAAUUUGGUAUGAUAAUCCGGUAUGAUAAUUCGGUAUUAUAAUCCGGUAUGAUAAUUUGGUAUGGUGACC
This is a messenger RNA of Rhopilema esculentum, 4675 nucleotides long. RefSeq lists its product as uncharacterized. Gene Ontology annotation, molecular function: protein binding. The record is from RefSeq and is a predicted model, not a curated record. NCBI's taxonomy places the organism in Eukaryota, Metazoa, Cnidaria, Scyphozoa, Rhizostomeae, Rhizostomatidae.